Messenger RNA from Pistacia vera, 1427 nucleotides. RefSeq names its product MACPF domain-containing protein At1g14780-like. Lineage: Eukaryota; Viridiplantae; Streptophyta; Magnoliopsida; Sapindales; Anacardiaceae. The transcript is spliced from 5 exons. The coding region runs from base 64 to 1359 and encodes 431 amino acids. Gene Ontology annotation, biological process: plant-type hypersensitive response; regulation of salicylic acid mediated signaling pathway. Gene Ontology annotation, cellular component: plasma membrane. The record is from RefSeq and is a predicted model, not a curated record.
UGAUGCUAAUCAAUAUUAUUAGGCAGGUUUAUCCAGACAUAUGGGACGCACAUAAUAGUAGGGAUGGCUGUUGGAGGCCUGGAUUUAAUUUGUGUUAGACAGAAACCUUCUUCACCUAUUCUGCCUGCAGACCUCAGAAGACACUUAGAGGACCUUGGCGAUUAUCUAUUUUCAGACGGAAAAAGCCCCUCUCUACUACAAGGGAAAACAAGAGAUGGCAAGCAAAAGGUUCCCGAGGUUUUUAAUCGUAUUCUGAAGUCAAACACCAUGCAGUUGACCAGUAUUACAGAGACAUCAAGCAAAGAUGGACUCACUAUCAUUUGUUCUAAAAGAGGAGGAGAUGUGUUCUUGCACAGCCACUCCAGUUGGCUCCAAACAGUUCCUUCUAAACCAGAAGGGAUUCUCUUCAAGUUUGUGCCUAUUACUUCUCUUCUUACUGGGAUUCCCGGCAGCGGCUAUCUUAGUCAUGCAAUUAACUUGUAUUUGCGUUACAAGCCUGCUCCAGAGGAUUUACAGUACUUCUUGGAGUUUCAAGUUCCAAGGCAAUGGGCACCUAUGUUCUGUGAGCUGCCUCUUCGCCAUCAAAGAAAAAAAGAUUCUUGUCCUUCUUUGCAAUUUAGUUUCAUGGGUCCUAAGAUCCAUGUCAUCUCUACACAGGUGUCAAGUGAUCAAAAACCAGUUGUAGGCCUACGAUUAUACUUGGAAGGAAAGAAAUGUGACCGGCUGGCAUUGCAUGCACAGCAUCUCUCAAGCCUUCCGAAUAUUAUGACCUUAUCAUCAGCUAACGACCCCAGGCCAUUUCAAUGGCGUGGUUCUGAUGACUACAGGUUUAGUGACCAAUUUUUAGAACCAGUCAAAUGGAAGAGAUACUCCAAUGUAUGCACAUCAGUUGUUAAACAUGAUCCCAGUUGGUUGCAUGGGGAGUCCUCCGGUGUUUUCAUUGUAACCGGUGCACAGCUCUUGAGCAAGGGAAAGUGGCCGAAGACAGUGCUGCAUCUUCGUCUUCUCUUCACCUACUUACCCAAUUGCAUGAUCCGAAAGACAGAGUGGGCUGCUGCCCCAAGAAAUUCUCAGAAAUCUAGUUUCCUUACGAAUCUGAGUACAACAUUCACGUUUACCCAACGGAGCAUCACAGGUCCUCAAAAGCAAGCUCCAGCUGUACUUAACUCUGGUGUCUUUCCGGAUGGUCCGCCAACUCGGGCUUGCUCUGGAAAGGUACUUAAAUAUGUGGAGACUACCGAAGUUGUGCGCGGUCCCCAUGAUUCUCCAGGACAUUGGUUGGUGACGGCUGCCAAGCUUGUGACUGAUGGUGGUAAAAUUGGUUUGCAUGUGAAAUUUGCAUUGUUAGACUAUUCUUGAGUUGUCUUCAUUGUACAUAUCGAGCCGAAUUGGUUGUGAUUAAUAAUUUCAUUUCGUUCGUUUGUUUA